AUGGUUUGCCUUUGGGGUUGUCUUCCCAGUAUGUUGUUGAUCUCCUUCCUGGCUCUUUGUAACGGUAGUGGCGGAGAAAGCGGUGGAUUUGUUUCAAGAUGUUAUGAAAGAGUUUUCAAAAUGUUCGCAUCGAAACCGUACAGGACACCGAGCGGCAAAGAACUCCCUUGUAAAGAUAUGAUACCGGUCCGGUCGUGCUGGGGUCGAUGCGACUCUAGCGAGAUUCCUGACUACCGGAUUCCAUACAAGAUCAGUAACCAUUCCGUGUGUACGUAUGGAGGUCUUAGGGAGCGAACUUUGACCCUUACACAUUGCCAUCCUCUUCAUCCUGACCCUACCUACACUGUGUAUGAUGCCACUCAUUGUAUUUGUGGAUCAUGUGACUCAGAGUUCACGAGUUGUGAAAAUUUGAACGGUUAA
This is a messenger RNA of Ylistrum balloti, 420 nucleotides long. Its product is annotated as thyrostimulin beta-5 subunit-like. Gene Ontology annotation, cellular component: extracellular region; cytoplasm. Gene Ontology annotation, biological process: G protein-coupled receptor signaling pathway. The transcript has 2 exons. Gene Ontology annotation, molecular function: hormone activity. Lineage: Eukaryota; Metazoa; Mollusca; Bivalvia; Pectinida; Pectinidae. Bases 1 to 420 code for a protein of 139 amino acids. The record is from RefSeq and is a predicted model, not a curated record.